GCCAUGACGGUGAUGUACGAAUAUGGGAUAAGCGGUCAAGCUGACGUUGAAGAAAAGUCGAGAAGUAAAACAUGAUCAGUGGUUAAGAUAAUGAACUUGGCACUGGUGAGGAGCGCGGGUCCUACAGAUGAGCCACCAUGAGCAAGGCCCACCCUCCUGAGCUGAAGAAAUUUAUGAACAAGAAGUCAUCACUGAAAUUAAAUGGUGGCAGACAUGUCCAGGGAAUACUGCGGGGAUUUGAUCCCUUCAUGAAUCUUGUGAUCGAUGAAUGUGUGGAAAUGGCAACUAGUGGGCAGCAAAAUAAUAUUGGGACGGUGGUCAUAUGAGGAAAUAGCAUCAUCAUGUUGGAAGCUUUGGAACGAGUUUAAACAGUGGCUUUUCAGAGGAAUUCAUGCCCCCUUUU
Molecule: messenger RNA, 403 nt
Organism: Jaculus jaculus (lesser Egyptian jerboa)
Lineage: Eukaryota; Metazoa; Chordata; Mammalia; Rodentia; Dipodidae
Product: small nuclear ribonucleoprotein G-like
Exons: 2
Coding region: 138-326 (62 amino acids)
Biological process (GO): mRNA splicing, via spliceosome; spliceosomal snRNP assembly
Cellular component (GO): catalytic step 2 spliceosome; U2 snRNP; SMN-Sm protein complex
Molecular function (GO): RNA binding
Source: RefSeq, a predicted model, not a curated record